AUGCACCAUUUAAAAAGGUUGGCACAUGUCGAUCAGUAUGCGAGAUGCACGGCCAACAAGAGAGUGUCAAACCGAGACCAGCCUGUACCAAAUGAGGAGUUAAGGUGGCAGACUGAGGUCAACGUAACGGGACCAUUUGCUGACAAGUUGAAACGUACAUCACAUUCACGCACCCUGUUUACAGGGACGCAAACAGCGACGGAUAAAUGCUGCACGUGGCAGGGCACACGUGGCGAGCUAUUUGAAACAAAACAGGCAAGUACUUGGCAACAUGAUGGAAACGCGCGACGGCUGGAAAAACGGAUCGUUCGAAUCGAAGCAAUGGGUGGUUGUCUGCAACAAAUCGUGCUGAUAUGGUCUGUCGAAAAGUGUCCGCGAACGGAGACCCAUAAGUGCAACUCCAGUUUCGAUACCAGCAGCCGUUCAAACCCGGGAGACCAUCAUCGAUCCCUUACAGGAUAA
This is a messenger RNA of Opisthorchis viverrini, 462 nucleotides long. RefSeq lists its product as hypothetical. The transcript has a single exon. Lineage: Eukaryota; Metazoa; Platyhelminthes; Trematoda; Opisthorchiida; Opisthorchiidae. The record is from RefSeq and is a predicted model, not a curated record. Bases 1 to 462 code for a protein of 153 amino acids.